Molecule: messenger RNA, 387 nt
Organism: Saccostrea cuccullata (small rock oyster)
Lineage: Eukaryota; Metazoa; Mollusca; Bivalvia; Ostreida; Ostreidae
Exons: 2
Coding region: 4-387 (127 amino acids)
Source: RefSeq, a predicted model, not a curated record
AAUAUGACGGAACAAGAAAAGCGAGAGCGAGUGGAUGACCUAUCGCCGAAUCGUUCUAUGGUUCGAGGGUCCUCAGCUAAAUCCGAUAAUGCGGUUGACAUAAACUUGGAUCUAGAUCCAGAUCUUAUGCUGGAGGUAGACAUUCCCCUCGACAACACUGACAGGACUUACUCCACGCAGAGUUUCAGGACGUCUGCGAGAACUAAGUCGGGACCCAGGAAAGUGAUGUCUGCUGGCAAUGACAAAAAAAGUCAGUCCGGUAGAUCUUCAGUUUAUAUCAAGACAAGAGCAAGACCCAUCAAACCACAUGAGCCUGAGCCAUUUUUGAGCAUUGAUAACCUUUCAGAAGAAAAACUACAGCAACUGAUGGCGGGUAAGGUUCUGUAA